UAAUGUUAAAGAAAUUAAGUCACUUUGCACGUCUUGAUAAUCGAACCAUUCUUUCCAUUAAAGGAAGAGAUGCUUUUGAAAUUCUAUAGGGAAUAACCACAAAUGACAUUCGUUAAAUAUAGUAAUCUCAAAGUACAUUAUUCCUAAAUACAAAUGGGAGAAUAAUUUGUGAAGCCAUUUUGCAUAGACCACAAAUGUAAGAAAUCGUAUUAUUAGUCAAAAGAAUGACUAGUGGUAAUAUUGUAAUGAUGAAAUUUGGAUGGAUAUAGAUAUAGACAUUAAAAGCUCUUUAGUGAAUCAUAUCAAGAAAUUCUUGAUUAGAAAAAAAGUUUAAAUCACAGAUUAUGAAGAUCAAUUACAUAUCUUCUAAGUUUAUGUAAUCUAUCUAUACUUAAAUUUAAGGGACAAGAAGUCAAAUUAAAUAAUUAGGAAGGUGAACCUAUUAUAGAUCCUAAUAAUGAUUUAUCUGAAGAAGGGGAUUAUAGAAACAUAGUUGCUGUGGAUCCAAGAUCUUCAUCUAUUGGAAUCAGAAUGGUUACUAAUGAUAUGCCAGAUUUAAAAUAAAAUGAUAUUUAAGUUUAGGAUUAAGUGCAUUUUGAAAUUUCAAGAUUGACUGAAGCUAUAUUUGAAGGAAAAGAAGUUGUUAAUAAAAUACCAUUCUAAGUUAAUUUUGAUUUUUGGAAUUCUAUCAACUUAACUAAAGGUUGUUAUGUAGGUUAAGAAUUAACAGCAAGAACAUAUCACACUGGUGUUAUUAGGAAAAGACUACUACCUUUUAAAAUAGUCUCUAAUGAUAAUACUGAUAAUUUAGAAGAUUAAAUAAUUAUUAAUGGUGAAUAGGAAGUUGGAAAAGUUGUUAAGAGUUCAAAUAAUUUUGGGAUUGCUAAUGUUAAUUAUUUAGAUAUAGAUUUAGAAAAAGAAUAUUAAGUUGGCAAUAAAAUAAUUUCAUUUAUAUUAUAAGAGAAACUGAGAAGUAAUUUGAUUAAGUACAUUGAAUUAAUUUAAUCGAGAAAAUAAUGA
Molecule: messenger RNA, 1020 nt
Organism: Paramecium pentaurelia
Lineage: Eukaryota; Ciliophora; Oligohymenophorea; Peniculida; Parameciidae
Source: the annotation of a GenBank genome assembly